UGUGUAGUGCGGAGAGCAGGUGUGUGUGUGUGUGUGUCUGUCUGUCUGAAAUGGAGCUGUGUAGUGCGGGAGAGGGAGAGCAGGUGCGCGUGCGCGAUGGCGCCUAGCGGUUCCCGCCCCCGCCCGUGAUGGAGGCCGGUUGAUACUGUGCGACUUGCGGGCAGCGCCCUUUGCAGCCGCUGGACAGUGGUGGCGGAGGCCGGAGGCCUUGUUGGGGGGCAGCUGCGUGUUGCAGGCCCGACCCCUCGGGUGCGGCAGGCCGGGUGGGCGCCCCUCUGGCCUUUGACCUUUGUGGGGGAGGGGAGGGGAGGGGAGGGGAGGUCUCGCCGCGAGAUCGCGCGAUGGUCCCGGUGGUCCCGCAGUGACCGUUGGCGGAGGCGGAGGUGCGGCGUCGUGGCCCGGCCGAGCUUCGGACAUGUCGGAGAAGCUGAGGCGAUGCAGGAAGGAGCUGACGGCGGCCAUCGACCGAGCCCUGGAGGGCGCGGGCCCCGCGCAGGAGGCCCCCGAGCCGGACGCCGCGCCGCCGCACAGGCUGCCCCGCAGGCCGCUCGCGCUGUGCCCGAGGAGAAAGCCGCUGGCCAGCCGGGAGAACCUGCCGCUCCGCCCCGCCGCCGCCGCCGCCGCCGAGAGACACUUGUGGAGAGCCGGCGACGUGAGGAAAGACGCGGAGAAAGAACUGAAGGUGGACUCGAACGGGUCACUCAGCGGUUCUAGCCAGGAGGUCACAAAGGACCUGCUUGAUAUGAUCGAUCAUACAAGCAUCCGAACUAUUGAAGAAUUGGCUGGCAAGCUGGAAUUUGAAAAUGAGUUGAACCGUGUGUGUGGUCACUGUGAUGACUCACCGUUCACGGAGGAAGACUGGGCCCUGCUGACGGAGGAGGGCCCUCAGAAGGUCUUAGAUGCCAACCCUGGCAGUUUCAAGCAGGCCUUUGAUGACCACAACAUUGUAGAGACUGUUCUGGACUUAGAAGAGGACUAUAACCUGAUGACCUCUUUUAAAUACCAAAUUGAGUAAGAGCAAUUGAUUUCAGCUUUACUCCUCAGCAGAAGGCUGGCGUUAAGGCAUCUGCAGUAGCCUGUCACCAGAGGCCACGUUUUCCGAAGACGUGGCAGAAUCUGAAUCGUCACACCCCUUUUACUUCUAGGCUUGUUCCUCUCUAAAUUGAGGACUCAGUUUUUUUUUUUUUUUGCUGCUUUGAAAUGUUUUUUCACUUCAGAUCCUGAUUUUUUCCUCCAUUUUUAAAUUUGUGGUUAAUUGUAGGUUACAGGAUUGUAAGAUUACAGUGUAUAGUUCUGCUUGAUUUUACUUUUGUUGCACUUAUUUGUUUAUUGGUGUUGACCUGAGCAUAACCAGUGCCCAGGCAGGAGUGGCUCAUGGGCCACUGCUGUGUCUCUCGGUGCUCUUUCUUCCUUGGACUGUUGAGAAAAUGCGGGGCCAUGACCAGCGUGGCCUUUGUGUGUCCCGGGACUAGCUCAUCCCGGUAAGCUCAGGUCUGCACAGGGCAGCGAGCCUCUAGGGGGCUUUGACCCGGGGCUCCACCAUCCUCAGGCCCUCUGCACACCCGGCCGACCGUUCCCCGUGUGGACCUAAGUUCUCCUUGUGACCGCUGGUCUUUCCACACCAGUUCUCGCGUCACUUCAGGGCCUGUUCAGAGGCCUCCUGUGAGUCAGGGUGUCCCUGCUUCCUUCCUGACCGGCUGACACCUGGUGCCCAUUCUCCUGAGUGGCUGAGCACACUGCAGGCCUGGGAAGCCUGGGCGUCACAUGUGAAUUCCCCGGGAAAACCUGCUAGGACGGGAUCGAGAGGUAAAGGGGGCCAGGCCUCUGUCCUCAGGUGGUCAGGAUAGCAGUAGCAAACUAGCACGGCCGUCUCCAGCCCUACGCUAGGAGAGAAGGGACAUUGUCAUAGAUGGUUUGGACAAGUGGGCUAGGAAGGGGUAUAAUAGCAGAACCUUGGACCAAAUCGUGUCUCCAGCACCGCAUAGGCCAGCGUGUUACUCUGGUGUCUCUUGUGAAAUAAAAAUAUAAAAGGCA
Messenger RNA from Erinaceus europaeus (western European hedgehog), 2034 nucleotides. RefSeq names its product chromosome 12 C3orf62 homolog (gene C12H3orf62). Lineage: Eukaryota; Metazoa; Chordata; Mammalia; Eulipotyphla; Erinaceidae. The record is from RefSeq and is a predicted model, not a curated record. Bases 416 to 1015 code for a protein of 199 amino acids. The transcript is spliced from 5 exons.